AUGCUGGCGACGAUCCUAACCCGUCCGCCAGAUGUCAACAAGCAUUCGGCAAGUGCUCUUUCCGACCUUAUACGAUGCUUUGCAAGUGCAUCAAUGCUACGUUUCUUGAGCUGGCCCAAUGCCACUGCCCACGGGCACGUCAAGGAUUACCUCGACAUCUUUUCCUUUGAACCAGAUGAUGAUUUGCAGACGCAGAAGUGUACUCUCGGGCUCUUCCGAUGCGACACCGACCCCAACAACCCGAUGGCGCACCACUCGGCCAUUCAAAAUGCUCGCGUUGUACGGAUGCUACGCAAGAGCGUCAAUGUUACCAAUGCCACAGCAGAUGAGCAGGCUAGCGACUCUCGGGUAGCCAAUGGUAUCUCAUCGGUGUUUGGUCUUCAAGUUCUCCCAUCCUCCGAUGCUACGCAAGAGCGUCAAUGCUUUGCGAGCUCGCCCAAUGACCCCGAGACCGGGCCGCUCAAUGACUUCUCCGCCAUCAACAAUUAGACAGCGCAGCGCCUCAAGCCCCAGCCACCAAGUCGCAAUGACAUCCUUCCGUCAAUGUCGCGCUAUCCCACCGCUCACCAGAUCGCCAC
Messenger RNA from Schizophyllum commune H4-8, 578 nucleotides. RefSeq lists its product as uncharacterized. The record is from RefSeq and is a predicted model, not a curated record. The transcript has 6 exons. The coding region runs from base 1 to 489 and encodes 162 amino acids. NCBI's taxonomy places the organism in Eukaryota, Fungi, Basidiomycota, Agaricomycetes, Agaricales, Schizophyllaceae.